AGGUCGGAAUUCAGCCUUGGCAACUCAGCAUCCGAUCUUGGUCUAUUGUGAAAAAAUGAAUACAAAAUUUUAUUCGUGUAUUGAAUGUGGAGCCAAAAACGUAGCCUUAUUUCAAGUAUUUAGUGAAAAUGCAUUAACUUUGCAGACAUGUGCUAACUGUAGUAAGGUCAUUGACAAGUAUGUUGAAUAUGACUUUACGGUUAUAUUAAUUGACAUAUUAUUGCUAAAAUUCUCUGCCUACCGGCAUGUGUUGUACAACUCAAAUACCAAGACACACCUGUCCCGUCUUCUGGCACUUACUCUGCUUUCGUCUAGCUAUGUUGAGUGGGUAUAUCAAAAAGGCCAAAUUCAACAAAGAUCUGAAUUCAUUCUUUAUGAACUAGAAUGGAGCUUUUAUAUCAUGAUUGGGCAAGAAUUAAUUACUGUUCAACUUGUUUCUUGUUAUGUUAUCAGAAGCUGCUUUGUUUUCUUUUACAUUCAUGUUACUUGGAUUCAUGUCUUCAAUGAUGAGUGUCUACCGGGAAACAUUUUCUUGGACACACAUGCUUUGUGGGAUGGCAAUGAGCUACUGCUGGAGUACUGUACAUUUGGUGGAACCACACAAUUCUGUAAUAAGAAGGAUAGGUAGAAUAGAGUUAGAAGGGAAAUGCACGAUUACGAUUAUAAAUGAAUAUCAAGCCCUGUCGCAUUGCUGAAUGUGUUGAAUCAAGCUUGCUACUUGGCCAGUAGGGUCAAGUAUAUAGCAAGUGUAAACUCAAGAUUUUAAAAAUUAGAAAAUACUAUCAUAACAUUUUGAGUUUCGAAAGAAAACAGUCAGUUUUUGCAACGACAAGUUAUUCCGUUAAUUGGAUGGCCACCGCACGCCGGUAUGGAUGGAAGAUCGUUAAGUGACCUUUUGUUGCACACUUGAGUUGUCUUAUAGCCGGUACAGAGCAGCAUAGUCAUGUAAUCCAUAACUUUUUACAUUUCAAUUUUGAUUGUACUUUUUACCUACCGUACUGUAAUAUCCGAAAAUACGAGACGAAAUACUUAAGCCCAUAAGGCAUCGAAGAAAAA
Messenger RNA from Daphnia magna, 1056 nucleotides. Its product is annotated as protein ARV1. The record is from RefSeq and is a predicted model, not a curated record. The transcript has 5 exons. NCBI's taxonomy places the organism in Eukaryota, Metazoa, Arthropoda, Branchiopoda, Diplostraca, Daphniidae. Gene Ontology annotation, cellular component: Golgi apparatus; cortical endoplasmic reticulum. Gene Ontology annotation, biological process: regulation of plasma membrane sterol distribution; sterol metabolic process; intracellular sterol transport. The coding region runs from base 56 to 628 and encodes 190 amino acids.